This is a messenger RNA of Rhinichthys klamathensis goyatoka, 1791 nucleotides long. RefSeq names its product solute carrier family 2 member 8 (gene slc2a8). The transcript has 10 exons. Bases 199 to 1677 code for a protein of 492 amino acids. Gene Ontology annotation, cellular component: membrane. The record is from RefSeq and is a predicted model, not a curated record. Gene Ontology annotation, biological process: transmembrane transport. Gene Ontology annotation, molecular function: transmembrane transporter activity. Lineage: Eukaryota; Metazoa; Chordata; Actinopteri; Cypriniformes; Leuciscidae.
UAUUGUCACAUGCAUCAGCUGACAACAAUGACGCUGGUUUGCUGAAUAUGCAGUGAGUGGACCCGGGAUGCCAAAACAUCACUGGCUGGACUUGUUCGUUUUUUGUUAGUUGUUAUGUAUGACAUAAAAACACAAUUUGUCCGUGGCUAUCAUCUAUGAACUGCUUGAUUACUUGAUUAUCAUUUAAGAGGAGACACGAUGGAUCAUGAGACCAGACCACUGUUGGUCAAUGAUGAGCAAACAGAAGAGGGCAGAUCCGAGCAGGACUCAUACCUGGAUAAAGUUAAGAAUGGGAAGUUGUACAUGGCCACAUUCGCAGCAGUUCUAGGACCCCUGAGUUUUGGGUUUGUGCUGGGCUACAGCUCUCCUGCCAUACCUGAACUCUGCAGAAUUCAAGACCCGAGACUGCAGCUCAGCAAAGAUGAGGCUUCCUGGUUUGGGGCUGUGGUGACCGUUGGUGCAGCUCUUGGGGGUCUUCUGGGAGGAUGGAUUGUGGAGAAGAUUGGACGAAAAUUGAGCCUUAUGUUCUGUGCAAUUCCAUUCAUCUUUGGGUUUACCAUUAUUAUUGCUGCUCAGAACCACUGGAUGUUAUAUGUGGGCAGAGUUCUCACUGGUCUGGCCAGUGGAGUGACUUCUCUUGUUGUACCUCUAUACAUCUCUGAAAUGGCUCAUGAGCGUGUUCGGGGAACUUUGGGAUCCUGCGUGCAACUUAUGGUUGUGAUAGGCAUUAUGGGAGCCUAUAUAACAGGUUUGUUCUUGGACUGGCGAUGGUUAGCAAUCACAUCCUCUAUCCCUCCCACACUAAUGCUGGUGUGUAUGUGCUUCAUGCCGGAAACGCCACGGUUCCUGCUCUCCCAAGGGAAAAGAAGAGAGGCAGAGGAGGCCCUGCGCUUCCUCAGGGGUCCUGAUGCCCCUGUAGAGUGGGAGUGUGCUAGGAUAGAAGAGGCCUACAAAAAUGAAGAGCAAAGCUUCAGUCUGGCGGAUCUGAAGGACCCUGGCAUCUAUAAGCCUUUAGGCGUAGGCAUUAUGAUGAUGCUCUUCCAGCAAUUUACUGGCAUUAAUGCCAUCAUGUUUUACGCAGAGACGAUCUUCGAGCAAGCCCAUUUCAAAAGCAGCGAUGUGGCCACUGUUAUUGUUGCAGCCACACAGGUGUUCUUCACUGCAGUUGCUGCUGUUAUCAUGGACAAGGCUGGGCGGAAAGUUCUUCUCAUCUUGUCUGGUGUCACCAUGUGUGUUAGUGAAGCAGUGUUUGGAGUGUAUUUCAAGCUGACUGUGAUGAAGCACAAUAACUCCUCACUGACGAGUUUACUAGGUCCUCUGGCGGAGCAGUCCCCGACAGACCUGACCUGGCUGGCUGUGGGAAGCAUGGGCCUUUUCAUUACCGGUUUUGCUCUUGGUUGGGGUCCUACUCCUUGGCUGGUGAUGUCCGAGAUCUUUCCCACACGAGUGAGGGGAAUGGGCAGUGCUCUGUGUGUGCUUACCAACUGGACCUGUGCCUUCAUUGUCACCAAGACCUUCCAGAACCUCAUGGAUGCCAUAACUAGUGCAGGGACAUUCUGGAUGUUCUCAGGACUGUGCGCUCUCAAUGUCAUAUUCACUGCUCUCUUUGUCCCUGAGACCAAGGGCAAAACGUUGGAGGAGAUUCAAGCCCGUUUUAAAGGGACUCAUCAGCGCUAGACAUCUUUUCUCCUCAGUGCCAACUCCAAAAUAUCGAAGAAACAAACUAGUUGCAUUGGCAUAUUAGAGGCAUCUCAUUACGUUUUCAAAUAAUGUAAAUGUUUACAGAUCAAA